AGACGCCGGGGUUCGGUGGAGCUGACCGGACGGUCCAAGAGAUUUCCGGAGGCGCGGAAGACCCGCGUGGGACAGCCACCUGGAACGCUGCUGCCAGGUAUGACUGGUAAUGGCAUCUACUUCUGUUCUGCAUUGCUCAGUGGACUGUGGAUUGAAUGAACCAUAUCCUUUCCCAUCAUGAUAGACAACAUAAAGACUCUCCACUUUGCUGCAUUCUGACUAGUGGCCAAGCACAGGACCUUCCAAACUUCAACAAAGGUACAGUAAGAGUAACACUUGCUGUGCAGUACUGACUUCGUUGUGAAGAAGUAGUGGAGAUCUCUGCCCAAACAUACGCCGGAGGAGCCACACAGCUAUGUGCAGUUGUGUUCGCUGAAGACUAUGUCAGAGAGUCACAAUGGCCUUGCACAGUAACAGCACAACCUCGCCUUUGUUUCCCAACAUCAGCUCUUCCUGGGCGCACAGUUCCUCAGAGGCAGGGCUGCCCUUGGGGACAGUCACUCACUUGGGCAGCUACAACAUUUCGCAAGCAGCUGGGAACUUCUCCUCCAACGACACCUCCAACGACCCUCUGGGGGGUCACACCGUCUGGCAAGUGGUCUUCAUUGCAUUCUUAACAGGCUUCCUGGCAUUAGUGACCAUCAUUGGCAACAUCCUUGUCAUUGUGGCAUUUAAGGUCAACAAACAGCUGAAGACAGUCAACAACUACUUCCUCCUAAGCCUGGCCUGUGCAGAUCUCAUCAUCGGGGUCAUUUCCAUGAACCUGUUCACCACCUACAUCAUUAUGAACCGCUGGGCACUGGGGAACUUAGCCUGUGACCUCUGGCUUUCUAUUGACUAUGUGGCCAGCAAUGCUUCUGUCAUGAAUCUGCUGGUCAUCAGUUUUGACAGGUACUUUUCCAUCACAAGGCCACUCACCUACCGAGCCAAACGAACAACCAAACGGGCUGGUGUGAUGAUUGGGCUAGCUUGGGUCAUCUCCUUUGUCCUGUGGGCUCCUGCCAUCUUGUUCUGGCAAUACUUUGUAGGGAAGAGAACUGUGCCCCCAGGAGAAUGUUUCAUUCAGUUCCUGAGCGAGCCCACCAUCACCUUCGGCACGGCGAUUGCUGCCUUUUAUAUGCCCGUCACCAUCAUGACUAUUUUAUAUUGGAGGAUCUAUAAGGAAACUGAAAAACGUACCAAAGAGCUGGCUGGGCUACAGGCCUCUGGCACAGAAGCUGAGGCAGAAAACUUUGUCCACCCCACAGGCAGUUCUCGAAGCUGCAGCAGCUAUGAACUGCAGCAGAGCAUGAAGCGCUCCUCCAGGAGAAAGUACGGCCGCUGUCACUUCUGGUUCACGACCAAGAGCUGGAAGCCCAGUGUUGAGCAGAUGGACCAAGACCAUAGUAGUAGUGACAGCUGGAAUAACAAUGACGCUGCUGCCUCUCUGGAAAACUCCGCCUCCUCAGAUGAAGAGGACAUUGGCUCGGAGACCAGAGCCAUCUAUUCUAUUGUGCUCAAGCUGCCAGGUCACAACACCAUCCUCAACGCUACCAAGCUACCAUCCUCAGACAACCUGCAGGUGCCCGACGAGGACCUGGGAACUGUUGAUGUGGAACGAAAUGCCAAUAAGCUGCAGACCCAGAAAAGCAUGGAUGAUGGUGACAAUUGUCAGAAGGACUUCUCCAAGCUUCCCAUCCAGUUAGAGUCCGCCGUGGACACAGCCAAGACCUCCAGCACCAACUCCUCAGUGGACAAGACCACGGCCGCUCUCCCUCUGUCCUUCAAGGAAGCCACGCUGGCUAAGAGGUUUGCUCUGAAGACCAGAAGUCAGAUCACCAAGCGGAAAAGGAUGUCGCUCAUCAAGGAGAAGAAGGCAGCCCAGACCCUCAGCGCCAUCUUGCUGGCCUUCAUCAUCACGUGGACCCCCUACAACAUCAUGGUCCUGGUGAAUACCUUCUGUGACAGCUGCAUACCCAAAACCUAUUGGAAUCUGGGCUACUGGCUGUGCUAUAUCAACAGCACCGUGAACCCCGUGUGCUAUGCCCUGUGCAACAAAACAUUCAGAACCACCUUCAAGAUGCUUCUCUUAUGCCAGUGUGACAAACGGAAGAGACGCAAACAGCAGUACCAGCAAAGACAGUCGGUCAUUUUUCACAAGCGAGUGCCCGAGCAGGCCUUGUAGGAAAAGGGUUUGUCAGUAGCAAUGACCACACACGCACAUCAGCCCACAAGGCCUAGCAGGAGUCUGGCACAAGUGGGAGGCCGUUCCUGAUGGUGAUAAAGCGAUUUUUAUCAACCACACAGGAAAGAAGCUGCCUGUUUACUGAUCUACUGAAUAAACUGAUUUUGGCCAAAUGCCAAUUCAGCAGGAAAGAGAGAAAAACAUAUUGCUGAAUAUAAAGAAAUAUAUUCUGAAGUAGACUUUUAAGUGUUUUUUUUCUUACAGAGAAAAAAAUACAUAUUGCCUUGAAGCAAGAAUCCUCUGAAAUUGGUUUGCCUAGGUCUUUUCAUUCCCACUAGCUCUGAAAUCACAGGUGAGCUCCCUGCACGAGUUGCCAUGUGCUCGUCCCAAGGGUCUCAAGGUGUCCCUCCAGACCCCAUGUGAAGCACGGCAGGCUUGGAAAUCUGUGGUUCCGAGUUAUUUUGUACAUUGCAGAGCUGUCCCAAUUGAUUGUCCCAAUCAGCUUCCGUCCCCUCUUGGUGUGUUGUUAAACUCUCUAUUUGUGGAUUUGAUUCUUGGUUCUUGCAAAGUACCGUUUUGUGCAGUUCAAGUUUCAAACAAAAUCGCAUAUGAAUACAUGUAUACCUAUCUAUGUGUGAGUUCGGCACGCACACACAUAGUGUACAUAACGUGAUGGGGAACACCGAACUGGCAAAAGGUUCCUACCGUAUAUGCUUUCAGUGCUUUGGUAACUGAAGCCCUCUAGGAUCCUAAUAUGAUAUUGAAAGUGAAUUAAGCCCAGUUUGAGGUUGGGUCUGGGUUUGGGUUUUUGACACUGGAGCUGUUUUCCACAAACCACCCUGAAGAAUAAUACCCAGCACAGAGAAGCCAGGCCUUCUCAGCAAACCUGUGCUAGACGGACAGUUUCGAGGCGGGUCAGUCCGCACCACGUCUUGACUGGACUCUGAGUGCUUUACUGUCUCCUGGGCUAUCAGCUCUGUCAGCAGAGCUGAACUAGGGCCCCUCUGAGAUCAAAAGGAUGAACUCUGUACAUGUUUGAAUUUCAUCGUCUAAAUCUGAAUGUUUCAAAACAAAAUCUGGGAUCUAAACUGCUUGAAACUCAAUCCUAGAGUCACCUUUGAAUGUCACAUACAGCAAUAUAUCCACAUUUACACGGAAAAGCGAAGGAAAUACUGUGCCAGGGGCCUGACAGAAAGCUUUGCAUUUCACUUCCUGCUACUUGGCACCUCCGGGAGGAAAGGAGGCCUUACCUCCUGUGAUGUAGCAGGAGCCAGGACUUCUGGUUGUCACUGUAUAACCUUCACCCAGGAAUCGUUUGUGUCAGGAAGCUACACGUCCUCUGAAGAAAGAAUUGCACUCGGAAAAAGUAUUGCUUCAAAAUUUCCUUCUUCCCAUUGUGACAACUGAUUUUUGCAUUCUCCUUUGACUUGCCCCAAGUGCACCGUGUUUUCUCCGGGGGAGGGGGUCUGCUGCUCUUGUUCUCGUGGCUGCUGUAUUGUUGGGUUCCUUCCUUCUUUCCCUUCUGCCGGGACUGUGUGGGGAGCGGGUGGGGGGUAUGGGAGGGCUGUGGAGAACCCUUCCCUUGUGCAGGGCAUCCAUCCGUGUUGUGAGCCCAGAGCUUUUGUAUUCAGGGGGAGGUGGUGUUUACAGCCGACUUUGACAUCAGCGGAUGUGUUCUCAGUGGUGUGUC
Molecule: messenger RNA, 3854 nt
Organism: Alexandromys fortis (reed vole)
Lineage: Eukaryota; Metazoa; Chordata; Mammalia; Rodentia; Cricetidae
Gene: Chrm3
Product: cholinergic receptor muscarinic 3
Exons: 5
Coding region: 398-2164 (588 amino acids)
Biological process (GO): adenylate cyclase-inhibiting G protein-coupled acetylcholine receptor signaling pathway; G protein-coupled receptor signaling pathway, coupled to cyclic nucleotide second messenger; saliva secretion
Cellular component (GO): synapse; plasma membrane; dendrite
Molecular function (GO): G protein-coupled acetylcholine receptor activity; G protein-coupled serotonin receptor activity
Source: RefSeq, a predicted model, not a curated record